Messenger RNA from Phytophthora nicotianae INRA-310, 1661 nucleotides. RefSeq lists its product as hypothetical. The coding region runs from base 1 to 1650 and encodes 549 amino acids. Lineage: Eukaryota; Oomycota; Peronosporomycetes; Peronosporales; Peronosporaceae. The record is from RefSeq and is a predicted model, not a curated record. The transcript has a single exon.
AUGGAUAAGAAGACCUCUUCAACAACAGAACGAGCAGGUUCGUCAGGCCCUUCGUUACUCGACACGCCUUCAGCGCUGGAUCUGGUGUCUGGGUCAUCUUCGUUCGACAGUGAAACAUUACUCGAGAAAUACGCUACCCCUUCCACUGCCGUAAGCACCGUCCGAUCAACGUACCGCAACUGGGUGGGUCCAUGGAGUAUCUCGUCGGAUACGUCGUGCUACCGUGAAGCCCACAUCAUGGACGUUUGCCCAAGCAACUUUGAUCGUAACGAACUUACAAAUACCUGCUGGACCGAAUGCCCCCUGGAAUUUCCUCUCGAAUGUGGCAUGGAGUGUGCCCGACAGAACACUGACUGUGGUCUCGAAGUCGCAAGCAAGGUCUCAGCGUUGGCCAUGGCAGUGCUGGGUACUGCUACAUUUGGAGUGAUCGGUGAGAUGGUAAAAUUGGGCAAGAAGUUGACUUGGGCCGUCAAGUGCACGAAUCAGUUGCUGCUGGUGAUGAGAGGUAUCAUCAGGUAUGUCCGUAACGUCAAGACUGAAGACCCGCAGGCGUCCCAGGAUAAGCUGCUGCUCAUGCUGUAUCAGACCAACAACGUCGUGACCGAUUUACCCAUGGUCAUUUAUGCAUGUAUGGGCAAAAACAUCCCUUCAAACCUCCGACUCACGCAGAUUGUGUUGGCUACGGCCCAGUGGAUGCUGCUACAAGCGCUUACUUACGACGAUGAUAUUAUUUCGAGCUGGCAGCGAUUCCGAGCGUUCAUGAAAGGCGCCAACUUCACGGAGGCAGCAGAAGAGAUCACGGAGGGCGAGAUUGCAUCGCUGGAGACAGCCAUGCAACAAAACUCGAGUUGCGCUGGCGACUUGAAGUCUUUGACCGACCGUGUCUGGAUGACCGUCAACGAGUACCGAGAAGACAACCCAGGUAUCUCGGAUGACGAGCUUCGUCUGAAGAUCAGCGAGUCCGACCUUGUGCUCUAUGACGUCGCCAUCGUCACCAACAACUGCAUGCACCAACUGAUCUCCGAAUCCAGCGUCGAAACUGCCUACAAGACUCGUGAAGCGCUUCGAAAGACUUUCGGAGUCAUCAUCAACGACCUGAUCAAGUCUGGUAAAAGUGACAACGGUACGUCACUAGACGAGAAAGCGGCCGCGUACAAGUGGAUCGACAUGGGUCUGUCCACAAUUUCCGCUUCGAUGAUCGACCCGACCGAUAUCGCGACGCUGCUGUCCGAGUAUAUUCAGACCAUUUGUGGCCCCACGCAGUUCAUGGGUGAGAUCGACGACGGUACGGAAGACGCGACACUGGGCUUGAAUACCCUGCAAAGAGCUUUCAAGGGUAGCUCGAGCUCAUGGACAAGAGUUGGUGAUGGCGCGGUAAUUAUCAACUUCACGAGUACCGAUACGAAAGACGUGUCGGUGAAUAUCAUGUCUGGGGGUGAUAAGAUCGAAGAGGUGGACGUUAAAGCUGGAGGCACUGCCCAGUGGACGUCGAAUAUCACUACACUUGGCGGUAAGACGCUGUACUUGGAUCGCUGGCGUCCUGGUUUCCUAGGGUUUCCAGGAACGGGAGGCGGAUCUCUCGUUUUGUGGGUACCUAGAGCGUCUCGAGGUGGCCAUCUAGAGCUAAACGUAAAGAUUAACGUCAGCUAGGAACUAAAGCA